Molecule: messenger RNA, 1394 nt
Organism: Andrographis paniculata
Lineage: Eukaryota; Viridiplantae; Streptophyta; Magnoliopsida; Lamiales; Acanthaceae
Product: spermidine synthase-like
Exons: 7
Coding region: 353-1285 (310 amino acids)
Biological process (GO): spermidine biosynthetic process
Cellular component (GO): cytosol
Molecular function (GO): spermidine synthase activity
Source: RefSeq, a predicted model, not a curated record
UUGCAGAUUGUGUGAAGUCACUAACUCCGCACAUAAUUCCAGGAAGUACUCUUUCUCUCUCUUCUCUCUCUCUCUCACAGACGCCAUUAGAGAGGAGAGCAGAGAAGACGACCGAGGAAGACACACCAACCAACCGCUGCUAUUGACACCACCGCACCGCAGAUACUCCCAAUCACUUCUCUCUCACACAGUCUCCAUCCAUUCACUGGCUGACUCACCGCUUCAAUUCGAUUCGAUUCGAGGCCGAGCCAAUGACCACGACGCCCUUCAAUUAUAAAUACUCUCGCUAGAUUGCGCGGCCAUCGUUCUCCAGCCAUUUGUCGAGGCGUAUUGAUCGAUUAAAUUGAUUGAAAUGGCUUCCACCAACAACGCCGCCUCCAACCAGCUGCCGGAGUCUUUCGGCGCUGUAAUUCCGGGGUGGUUCUCGGAAAUCAGCCCGCUGUGGCCUGGAGAAGCACACUCAUUGAAGGUGGAAAAGAUCUUGUUCCAGGGAAAAUCUGAUUUCCAGAAUGUUGUUGUUUUUGAGUCAUCAACAUAUGGGAAGGUUCUUGUGUUGGAUGGUGUAAUUCAGCUGACAGAGAGGGAUGAAUGUGCUUAUCAGGAAAUGAUAACACACCUCCCUUUAUCCUCAAUUCCAAGACCCCAGAGGGUGCUGGUUAUUGGAGGUGGAGAUGGUGGUGUCUUGCGGGAAGUAUCUCGUUACGCCUCAGUUGAAAAGAUCGACAUUUGUGAGAUUGACCGGAUGGUUGUCGAUGUUGCCAAGCAGUUUUUCCCAAAAGUAGCUGUCGGAUUCGACGAUCCCCGUGUUACACUGCACAUUGGAGAUGGUGUUGCAUUUCUGAAGGCUGUCCCGGAAGGAACCUACGAUGCGGUCAUAGUUGACUCGUCGGAUCCAAUUGGGCCUGCACGGGAUUUAUUCGAGAAGCCAUUCUUUGAGCUGAUAGCGAAAGCUCUUCGUCCUGGGGGAGUGGUGUGCACUCAGGCCGAAAGUAUUUGGCUUCACAUGAACAUCAUACAAGGCAUCGUUGCAAACUGCCGGCAGGUCUUCAAGGGGUCCGUCAACUAUGCUUGGACCACUGUGCCGACCUACCCCAGCGGCGUCAUCGGAUUCAUGCUGUGCUCCACUGGUGGCGGGCCGGCCGUCGAUUUCAAGAAUCCGGUGAACCCGAUCGAUGCGGAAUCGGAGUCGAAGGGAGCGCUGAAGUUCUACAAUGCAGAGCUUCAUCGGGCAGCCUUCUGCUUGCCCUCGUUCGCAAGAGAAGUGAUCGACUGUAAGGUAAAUUAAGGCUUCUGUUUUAGAUUAAUUAGUUGUUGAUUGCUUUGGGAAUAAAGGGUUAAAGGGAUGUACUGCACUUCUUUGAUAAUAAAGUUUUAAGCAGUUGGUUAUGAUAUAU